CCUCCAUUAUAUCUUAAUGUGUGCACUUGUUCUUCCUGAAGCAUCCUCACUGUGUCUCCUUUAUUUUGGACAUUGUUGGAAUAUAUUCCAUAUCUUGCCUUUCCGUGGGAAAAACUUGCUGCUGCUGCUUUAUUUCAACACCAGUGUCACGAGGAAACAGUGUACACACAGAAAACAAUAAUAUAAAAAAAGGUAACCGUUCUGUCUUGAGGGCUUGUGAGCCAGCAAAGAGCUUUCAGGAACAAAUAAUAAAGCUCUGGGGAGAGAGUUUCUCCCCCGGCCUCCCAUGGCCAUGCCUGUCUCAUCAGUCCAGGAAUGACCGUCACCCCUAAAACACACACUGCUCAACCCGAUUCCUCAUUUAACAACGACACAAGAUUGGAUCCGGUGAAGAUGGAUGAGGUGGACGUACUGCGGUUGAAGCCUUCAUCUGAAGACGCCGUGUCGCUGGUUUCCUCGUUGGCUGAGCCCAUCAACCUCGAAGAUUCCCAUUAUGCUUUGCUGCAAGCCGAGCUGGAGUACGACCUCCAGAGCCUGGAGGCGGAGUCUUGGAGCGUGGGAGUGGACCAGAACUACCUGAAGGCCCUGAGCAAAGAGGCCGUGAAGAGACAGGACGUCAUCUAUGAGUUGAUCCAGACGGAGAUGCACCAUGUACGCACCUUAAAAAUCCUCCUCCGUGUCUACCUGCACGAGAUGAGGCAGUCUGCGCAGAUCGAGGAGGCCAGGCUGGAGCGGCUCUUCCCUGGAGUGGAAACCCUGCUCAACCUCCACCAGCACUUCCUUAACUGCCUCAAAGCGCACCAACACCAAAGUCUGGAGGAAGGAAGCACAAACAACUACCAGAUCACACAACUGGGGGACAUUCUCAUCUCUCAGUUCUCAGGUGCACUGGGAGAAGGAAUGAUGGGGUGUUACAGUGUUUUCUGCGGUAACCACAUUGAAUCCAUCAGCUCCUACAAAGAGCUGGUGCAGAACAACAAGAAGCUGCAGAUCCUCACUAGGAAAAUAGGUCAGCUGCCUCUGGUGCGGAGGUUGGGAGUCCCUGAGUGUUUUCUGUUGGUGACUCAACGCAUCACAAAAUAUCCAGUACUGUUGGAGCGAAUCAUACAGAACACCGAAGCUGACACAGAAGAGCACAAGUCUCUGGUUCAGGGUUUGGCGCUGAUCAAAGACAACAUUUCCCAGGUGAACGCCCUGGUCAGUGAAUUCGAGAAAGCCGCUCGUCUCAGAGACAUCGGGCAGCGCCUGGAGCCAAAAUCUCAGGGCCGUAUGAAGAACGGAGGAGUUCUCCGCAAAGAGGAUCUGCUGCAGGAAAACAGGAUGCUGCUGCACGAAGGCACCGUCACCUGGAAGACCUCCGGGAGACAAAAAGAAAUCCAAGCUGUGCUGCUCUCAGACGUGAUCCUUCUCUUGCAGGAGAAAGAUCAGAAGCUUGUAUUUGCCUCCAUGGAUAACAAACCACCAGUGAUCUCCCUCCAAAGGCUGAUUGUGAGGGAAUUGGCUAACGAGGACAAAGCCAUGUACCUUAUCUGUGCGUGCACAACGAGUCUGCCGGAGAUGUACGAGAUCCACGCGCGCUCCCGAGAGGAAUGCGUCGCAUGGAUGGCGCUGAUUCGGGAAGCUGUGAACCGCUAUCCAGAAGAGCAGCAGCACCGCGAACUGACAGCCAGUCUGCAACAAUUCCAAGACAUUCUAAGAGUGAGGGAUGAGCAGAUAGUGCAAAGUCUGACAGAGAAGCAGCAGAUCUUCGCUGCUCUCUACCAGACGAUGACGGAGCAGGAAACCCCCCACAAAGGGCUGCUGCUGCGAGGAGACGCCACCCCCCUCCAGCAGGGGGCCACGCUGCUCAAAGGAGCCAUCGAUGAGGUGGAAAUCCUGCAGAACCUGCUCUUCUUAAGGAUUAGAGACCCAAACCUUGUUAUUGACGAGAGUAACACACAGGAGGGGCUGCUGCGGGGGGGCGAGACCUCAGCUGAUAAUAACCCUGCUGCAAGCGCCAUGAAAAAUGGAGAUGAAGCUGAGAGGCCAGGUGGCAGCGAAGCAUCGAGUGAGCCUGAACUCCAGGAGAGUUUCAGCUCUGAGAGCCUGGACCAGUUUGCCGAAGAUGACACACAAAAUCCUAACUGCAAAUUAACCUCCGCACAUUUCCCUGAAGCAGAGGUGUGUGACAGGGUGAUACUGCUUGCACAAAGGCUCUACAGUUUAGAAGCAAUCAUCGCCCAGCAGGACAGCCAGAUUGAGCUGCUGCACGCUUUCCACGCGAAGAGCAAGCAGCCGGCCCGUCACUACAGCAGCGUGCUGCUGGAGCAGGAGAAGCAGCGCAGCCUGGAGAAGCAGAAGGAGGAACUGGCCAACCUGCAGAAGCAGCAGGUCCAGCAUCGAGAGGUGCAGCAGCGCUGGGAGAAGGACAUGGAGCGGCAGAGGGUUCAGAUCGAGAGUCUGGAGGCUCAGCUGCGAAAGAGGGAGGAGGACUGCCUGAUGUGGGAGGGGAAGCUGAACGAGGACAGGGCUGCGCUGGAUGAGCUGAAGGAAAACUACCAGCAGGACCUGGAGAGGCUCAGAGAGUCCACGAGGUCCGUGGACAAGGACAAGGAGCGUCUGAAUCAAGAGAGGAGGCGUCUGGAGCACAUGCUGGAAAAAGUCAAGAACAUGAUGCCAGGAAACUCCAACUAUGAUGAUCCUUCACAAUUGCGGAGUCUGCAGUCGUUCAGGGGAAGUGUAGUGAACGGAGGUGGGACAUUAAAUUCAAAACCGCACAUCUUACCCACCAACUCGAAUACCUUGGAAGUCCCUCCGAAGGUGCCCCCGCGCAGAGAGAGCAUCAGCCCCCAGCCGGCCAAGCCCGAGCUGCCGCUCCACCUGAUCAGCACCACCAACCAGGUGCACAAACCUGCAUCCCUACUGCAGCAGAUCCCCACCAAGCUGGCCGCUGCGUCCAAGGGGAAAGAGAAGAGCUUCAAGACCAAGAGGUCCCACCAGAGAACGCACAGUGCAGCCUCUAUAGACGUGAGCCAGAUGCUGCCCAUCCGAGUGAUGGGGAAUGAAACGAGCAGUCUGAGAGCCAAACGCACCGGCAGUCCCCAAAUAAGAAUCUACCAGUCAGGUGCCUUUGACCCACCAGAAUCUGUUCGCAAUAAGAAAACGUCUCAGUCCUUCAGCACGCAAAAGAGGAGCAACGAUGGUCCCCCACCACCCCCGCCUCCGUUUCCCAAAGAUAUUCUGGGAGCAGGCAAAGAGAAGGUAAUAUUCCUUUAAUCCUCAACUACACUCUGGAGUCUGGACCGGGCCUUGUCCACCAUAAAAACUCAAAUGAAACACUGAUGGAGCUGCUACAAGGACUUUCACACAUGGAAAGACUAAUGGAUGUUAUAAAAGACAUUGGACAUGACCGAAAGACGUCUCCAUGUGUGCCCAUCAUGAAGAGGACCGUCACGGUAUUUUAUCCCUGGAAACCAGCUGUUUGAUUACAGAUUGGUCAAAAAAGUAAAUAAAUACUGAUGUACUUUGUAAAAAUAUAAAAUAUGUACAGAGAUCAGCCCAUUUGCACAUUGAGAAUAUAUAUAAUACCAUUUUAAAACAAAACCUUUAAAUGCCAAAGUUGUUUAUUUUAUUUGAAAUGAAAGUAGGUUGCCUUUUACCAUUAGCACUCAUGUCUUAACUACUAAGCUUUACUUGUAUUUUACUUAAUGAUACAUUUUAGAUGUAAGGUGCCAAGCACAAACUUUUUAUUGCAGAGUGAAUCUGAUAACUGAGGAAUUUGACCUGUAGUUUCGCUCUUUGGUAUUUCCUGUAAUCAUGAAACUAAAACGUUAUGUGAAUGAACCUACAAUUUGUUUGUAAUAUCAGCUGUUUAGUGCACUUCCUGACUGGAGACAGCGACUCAGGUUGGUUUUCAUUUACGACUAAACGGCUGCGGGAAGCCUUUAUAAGAAUGUAAGAUAAUUCAUUAUAAGUGGCAUUCCCUGUUAAAUAAGGUUCUGGCAUAAUUCAACAUGUUGAUGAUGGACCUGUCUUUUUUUUGUUUAAUUUGAAUUUCCAAAACCAACCAAUGGUUCUUGGAAUAAAAGAUUGUUGACUUGA
Trematomus bernacchii (emerald rockcod) is the source of this 4080-nucleotide messenger RNA. RefSeq names its product rho guanine nucleotide exchange factor 18-like. The transcript is spliced from 22 exons. Gene Ontology annotation, biological process: regulation of Rho protein signal transduction. The record is from RefSeq and is a predicted model, not a curated record. The coding region runs from base 316 to 3255 and encodes 979 amino acids. Gene Ontology annotation, cellular component: plasma membrane. Lineage: Eukaryota; Metazoa; Chordata; Actinopteri; Perciformes; Nototheniidae. Gene Ontology annotation, molecular function: guanyl-nucleotide exchange factor activity.